UUGCGCGUCAUCCGUGCUUUGCUCAAUGCCAUUUCCCGCAUUUUGGCCCAAUUCUAGACAUAUACCACUUUCCUUUACUAAUGGCGUUGCUACUUGGAAUAGUUUCACCAAGACAAACGGCGAUAUUAUAUAUUUUUUAAAAGGGUAAUCUCUUUGAAGUGUAUAUCCACUCAAUCCAAAUGAGUUUUCUGUAGACAGACAACAUCUGGGGCGGGUCAUGACAGUGAACCGAAGCAGUUGACGUCGCUCAACUUGUUCACAACAGCGUUCGCUCCUGACUGAACACGGCCGCCGGGGAGCUGACAAGUGCCUUUGAGGUUUCCUGUUUCUGGACAUUAAAAAACGACGUUAUUUUCAACAGGAGGUCUGUAUUUGUGGGACGUGGAGGGCAACAGAUACUACGACUUCCUGAGCGCCUACAGCGCAGUGAACCAGGGCCACUGCCAUCCCAAGAUCAUCGCUGCUCUGAACGCCCAGGCCUCCAAGCUCACCCUGACCUCCAGGGCCUUCUACAACGACAUCCUGGGGGCCUACGAGGAGUACAUCACCACCCUGUUUGGAUAUGACAAAGUACUGCCCAUGAACACAGGUGCUGUUCAUAGCCGAUGAGGUGCAGACUGGACUGGCCCGUACGGGCAGACGGCUGGCUGUGGACCAUGAGGAAGUGCGUCCUGACAUCGUGAUCCUGGGAAAGCUCUGUCUGGAGGAGUCUACCCUGUGA
This is a messenger RNA of Salvelinus sp. IW2-2015, 721 nucleotides long. The record is from RefSeq and is a predicted model, not a curated record. NCBI's taxonomy places the organism in Eukaryota, Metazoa, Chordata, Actinopteri, Salmoniformes, Salmonidae.